ACAGGACGAGGGAGGCUAGACUUGUUUACAUGGUCGAAUCAGCUGAUCCAUGCCACGUAGUGUUGUGAUUGAAGUUAUUUCACGCGUCUCUUCUAUGAAAUAUCGAGGAACAGAGCACAGGACUGUCAUAGAUGAUUAACCUGCACCUGCGGCAAGCGCGAUGGAGAUUUGUUGUAUUAUUGAAGAAAGCGCCAAUACUUCCUGACACAGUGUGGCUGCAGGUCCGUGGUUUGUCCUCAGCAGAAGUUGCCACUGCCCUGCGACCUUUCUACUUUCUUGUCCAUCCAGAUCUGUUUUGCCAGCACCCACGAGCCCAGCACAUCAAUGAUUCUUCCCUCAAACUCCUUAACAAUCACCUUGACCUGCUCAUCCAGGACCAGAAGCCAAGUCCUGUUAGCCUGCAGUUCUAUGUCAGAAACAAGAACUUGGAAGGCAACCUCCACACAGUUGACCUUUGUCUCAACAAGCCGUCACUGAGAGACACCGUCCAUGGGAUUCUCAGCGUCUUCCAUCUCCCCACCAAGUAUGUGGACAGCCUCCCAGAGCAAUCCCGCAAGCCAGACAGGAAGAUUAAGUGGUCUCGCUCCUUCUAUGAUGCUACUGGUGUCUUCAAUCCAGAGGAGGAGUUUUCCACUGCUCGGAAAAAGGAGGAUCUAUAUUCAUGGCUCAUCAAGAACAUGGGAGAAGCUGAGAAGCGACUGGCAGUGAGUGAGCCCAUUCGGCAAGAUAUUGUGAAUCUUCAGGCAGGGCUGAUACAUGAGCUUGGGCUAACAAAACUCACCUGGCAGAGAGGUCUGGGCACCACACACCUGCGAGGGUGUCUGCAGGGACUUCGUUCCUUGAUGAUGCACCAUCAGGAAGUGAAAGACAUCCUGAAAGGCAGAGCGAUUCACUUCGGCAAUGAGACAGGUGUGAGCUUUGAAGGCGGUGUUGUCCUCAGCACAUCAGAAGUUCGGAAUCAGUGGCUGAAGCUGAUUGUCAGACUUCCUGAGCAAGAUGCCGUCCUCCAACGCAUACCAGGCAUGCAGAAGGCUGUUUCAAAUGCUUUGAGGGAUAUCAAAAUUACACACAGAAAGUACCAGUCAUAUGUCCUUUUAGAAAACUACAUCCAGCACCUGCGUCGUUUAGUCACAGCACUGGGAGACUACAGGGGCCGUGAUGCCUUCCCUAAGACCUGGCCAGAGUCUCUAUCCUCCUUGGAGCUUGUAGUGGAGUCAGCUGCAGGACCACUGAUGUUGUCUCCUACGGGUCAGAUUUUGGCACCUUCAUCCUGUCCUCCUUGGUUGUUGGUUAAUUUCAUCACAGAGAAUAUGGAGCAGGCUGAGAAAACAAUCAAUGACUACCACAGCAUCAGAGACCAGGAGAAGCAGCUAUAUGAACAGUGUAAGAAGGAGCUUGGCCUGGAGUUUCUGGAGAAGGAUGACUCAGUGAUGCCCGCUAUGAUGAUACAAUGCCUCGAGCGUCUCCUGAAGGACACCUACCGCCUUUCCCCACUGCUGACUGGUGCAAGACUCUGGGUGACACAUUACUAUGCUGUUAUGUUGGAUGGAGAAGUGUGUAUACCAUGGGAGUGGAGCUAUGGGUAAGAGACUGAGAGGUGGACAAGCUCACUACCAGGGUAAUCAUUAAUUUAGAUUUGCUGUUACUUGCUGGUGUCAUACAAAUUGAAGUAAAAAUCAAGAUAAUUCCUGAAGCAAAGCUAUAAACAGAGGGUGUGCUUGUGUUGUUUUGAUUACAUCGUUGCUUCUGAGUCUUCACUGGUUAUUUUAUUGGUAAGGAUUAUUUUUCUAUUUGCAUUCCACUAUCUCUGAUAAUCGAUUCUCUCAGGGAAACCACCUCUAUGGUAUGGCUCCAGCAUUAGUAACAGCAUAAAAUUUUUCCUUUCUUUUAAUGAAAAAGGGCUGUAGCCAAGUACACUAAAAGGGCUAAAAGAAAAAAGGACCACUGCUUCUGUUAUGAAGUUAUGAUAUCUUCAACUUACAAAACAUGAAAUUUACACUACACAAAAGUGUAUCUCAGUUUAAUUUCUGAGUCUAGAAAGGAAAUAAACAGUAUAUGUGCAUGGUUAUAAUAUGGACUGUGAAGAGCUCUGCUAAUAUCACUGAACUCCAUCAGAAGCAUUGUACCAAAGUCAACCAUCAGCCAAGAAAAAUAAGAAAAUUAAAGUAUAUACAGUAGUUUCAAGAAGAGGGCAACAAUCACAUUUUUGUACAUAAUAACAUGUGGAAUGCCUUAAGAUACUCACUUGUUGUGAAAGAUACUGGUCUGAUGUAAAGAUUGAUUAUUGCUUCAAUUUACAUUUAGAAAUGCAUUAACAAAAACAGGGGAGCAAAUUAUUUCUCCAAUUCAUAAUUUCUCAAGAAAAAUGGUGUCACAAGUAGUCAAUAUAUGUAUGGAAUGGCAUGGCUGAUAUGCAAAAAAGAAUUCUUUAGAGAGAGAUAGCUUUGUAUAUGUAUAUAAAAGUAUAUGUAUUAUAGUCAUAAGAUUCACAAGUUAAUUUGGUGAAAGACAUGGUUUGUGCUGCCAGUUCACAACUAAGAACCCUGGCUGUGCAAAGAUAUUUGUGUUCAGUCUUGGUUUGUGAGUUAGGAAGGCUGUAUACUUUGUAAUGAAUCAGGUGCUGUUGAAAGAAACAUUUUAGACAUUUUAUGGUGCUAUAAAUAUUAAAGAAAGUUGUGUGUGUGUGUGUGUGUAUGUAUGUGUGUGUGUGUGUGUGUGUGUGUGUGUGUGUGUGUGUGUGUGUGUGUGUGUGUGUGUGUGUGUGUGUUUAUGUAAGAGGGAAAAGCUGGCCAAGGGCAACAAAAAUAUUAAAAAAGGUCCACUUACUUGCCAGCUCUCUUGCAGGUCUGAUAGAGUUAGUCAAAAGACAGGGACAGAUGUCUUGAGAUCUCCCACUUAAGUGAAGUGAAGUCAAGUCAUAGGAAGUUGGAAAUUCAGAAGUAUGCAGGGAGCUCCAGAGUUUACCAGUGAAAGGGAUAGGAGACGGUGCCAAAAGGAGUAGGAGGCAAGAAGAAGGGGUGGGGAGGACAUGAUGCGCCAGUAACAGCGGGUGUGGCACUCCAUUGCACGGCAAGAGCUGCACGAGGAAGGACUUGGCACGAAGCCCUACUGUGACCUCAGCCCCUUAACCAGAUUAUUUUUAGUCUUGCGGGGGUAGCCAAAAACGAAAACCAUGACUGAGGAGAAGAACGGGCUGACCCACGGAUCGGCAAACAGCGAGAUGGCACC
Portunus trituberculatus (swimming crab) is the source of this 3228-nucleotide messenger RNA. Its product is annotated as T-cell activation inhibitor, mitochondrial-like. The record is from RefSeq and is a predicted model, not a curated record. Lineage: Eukaryota; Metazoa; Arthropoda; Malacostraca; Decapoda; Portunidae. The transcript is spliced from 10 exons. Gene Ontology annotation, cellular component: mitochondrion. Bases 132 to 1586 code for a protein of 484 amino acids.